AUGGCACAGAUUCGUGAGUUGGUAGAGCUUCCAAUGAGGCUUCCAAACCUUCAUAAGCUACCCAAAGGGAUAUUGCUGCAUGGCCCCCCAGGCUCUGGUAAGAAAAUGAUUGCAACAGCUGUAGCUGUUGAAACUGGAGCGUUCUUCUUUCGUAUUGCUUGGGAUGACAUUCGGUUUAAUCUGACUCGAAAGAGCGAAAUCAAUUUAUUUGAAGAAGCUGAAAAGAAUGCUCCCUCCAUCAUCUUUAUUCAUGAGUUUUAUAAUUCAUACACACAGGAGAAUAUUGUCUCAGAGCUUUUGACUCUUUUGAAUGGAUUAAAAUCUCGUGAUCGUAUUCUUGUAAUUGGAGCUGCACAUUGUCCAGAUACGGUUCACCCAAAGUUGAGGACCGGUAUAUUUGAUAGGGAAAUUGGUAUUGAUGCUCUUGAUGAAGCUGGAUGA
Lotus japonicus is the source of this 441-nucleotide messenger RNA. Its product is annotated as cell division control protein 48 homolog A-like. Bases 1 to 441 code for a protein of 146 amino acids. The transcript has a single exon. Lineage: Eukaryota; Viridiplantae; Streptophyta; Magnoliopsida; Fabales; Fabaceae. Gene Ontology annotation, cellular component: nucleus; cytosol; VCP-NPL4-UFD1 AAA ATPase complex. The record is from RefSeq and is a predicted model, not a curated record. Gene Ontology annotation, molecular function: ATP hydrolysis activity; polyubiquitin modification-dependent protein binding; ATP binding. Gene Ontology annotation, biological process: mitotic spindle disassembly; retrograde protein transport, ER to cytosol; autophagosome maturation.